GCCCGGCGCGGCUGCCGGCGCCGCCGAGCCCGCGGGUGGGGCGUCGUGAGCGGUCGCCGCCGACGCUAUGGAUCCGUUUCUGACUCUGCUGCACUCGUUUUCCUCGAGCCUGUCCGAGAGCGAGCUCUCCGACCUGAAAUUCCUGUGCCAGAACAAGAUCGGCAAGAGGAAGCUGGAGUCCGUGCGGAGCGGCAGGGAGCUCUUCAGCUUGCUCCUCGAGCAGCGGGACAUCGCCGCCGACGACGUCGGCUUCCUGGAGACCUUGCUGCGGGCCGUCAAGCGGGAGGACCUGAUGGUGCGGCUGGAGCAGUUCGUGGAGGGAGGGGAAGGCAACGCUGCCGAUCAGCCAGACGUCAAUGAAAAGCGUCUGCAGAAAGCAGCCAUUGAAGUCAUAUGUGAAAAUGUUGGGAGAGACUGGAAAAUGCUGAUGCGAAGUCUUGGCUUUUCUGAAGUGCGAAUGGACAGAAUUGUGUCAGCCUAUCCAUUUAACUUGCAUGAACAAUUGAUUCAGUCGCUUCGAGAAUGGCAGAAGUGGAAGGGAAAAGAUGCAAAGGUUGCUGACCUAAUAAAAGCUCUUCGGAGUUGUAGUAUGAAUCUGGUGGCUGACAGAGUCGAACAGAAACUCCUGCAAAUGAAGACUGAAACCAAGUGAAAUCCAUAUAAAAACAUUUUUUGUGUCACACUGAUAUGAAUGAAAAAAGUAGAAGUGCCUUCUAUUCUUCUGAGCCACAAUCAACAUCAUUAGUUCUAGUACCUAUUCUGCCAUUAAUCUAUAAGCCUUAAAAUUACGAGGUUGAUUUGUUGUCAGAAGACUAACAUAAAAUUCAGGUAAUGCUUUGUAGUUUGGUGCUUUGAUUGUAGGCAUUUAAAGAGAACUUAACUUUUAGAGUGCCUGAGCUUCAUUUUAUAGAAAUCCUUACACUUUUCUUCUACCUGCUCUCUGAAUUUAGGAUUUACUUUACUGCUGGCACUUUCCAGAUUUGUUUCCUGGAUCUUCAUCCAUGGGAUCCUUUCUGAUGAUUCCAAAUUUAAUUGAAGUCCUUAUUUAUAUUUUUUUAGUGGCAUAUUAGUAUGAAAGGGGCACAGUAGUAUGAAGGGGGGGGAAA
Rhea pennata is the source of this 1106-nucleotide messenger RNA. It is a transcript of the gene FADD, whose product is annotated as Fas associated via death domain. The record is from RefSeq and is a predicted model, not a curated record. Gene Ontology annotation, biological process: regulation of apoptotic process; signal transduction. Gene Ontology annotation, molecular function: protein binding. Bases 68 to 652 code for a protein of 194 amino acids. Lineage: Eukaryota; Metazoa; Chordata; Aves; Rheiformes; Rheidae. The transcript has 2 exons.